Messenger RNA from Drosophila ficusphila, 1087 nucleotides. Its product is annotated as probable phosphomevalonate kinase. Gene Ontology annotation, biological process: cholesterol biosynthetic process; isopentenyl diphosphate biosynthetic process, mevalonate pathway. The record is from RefSeq and is a predicted model, not a curated record. Gene Ontology annotation, molecular function: phosphomevalonate kinase activity. Bases 249 to 818 code for a protein of 189 amino acids. Gene Ontology annotation, cellular component: cytoplasm. The transcript is spliced from 2 exons. Lineage: Eukaryota; Metazoa; Arthropoda; Insecta; Diptera; Drosophilidae.
UCCAUCUCUAGACGUUCCGCGGAGACGUCAAAAACAAAUUAAACUUCUCUACAAAACAAAUGCAAUUGUUAAAUUUAACAUUAGCAUACAAAUAAUAGGCCCGAGGUCAAGACGAAGGCCAGGAAAAACACGAUAUCUGAUGUGCUCUACGAACCCAAACUUUCGAGCCCAAAAUUUCGAGGGCAGAACUCGAGGCAGCUGCAUUGUAAAAUAACGUGCGAGUAAAAGUGAAAGUUGCUCAAUAGAAAAUGUUGAAAAUUGUAUUAAUCAGUGGAAAGCGAAAGUGCGGAAAGGAUUAUAUUUCCGAGAGGUUACAACAGAGAUUAGGUUCCCGGUCGCGCAUUGUUCGAAUCUCGGAGCCCAUCAAGUCGGAAUGGGCCCGCAAACUGCAGCUGGAUCUGAAAGCCCUGCUAAGCGAUGGGCCCUAUAAGGAGAAGUAUCGCCGCGACAUGAUCGUGUGGAGCGAUGAAGUGAGGGCCCAGGAUUACGGCUACUUCUGCCGCGCGGCGAUGGAGCAGGCUCUUUCCCGGCAGCAAACGCCCUACAUUCUGGUCAGCGAUGUGCGGCGCAAGAACGACAUCAAGUGGUUCCGGGAAACAUACGGCCCAGAUAGGGUCAUCACCCUGCGACUCACCUCCCGCCCGGAAACGCGAUGUACGCGUGGCUGGACCUUCACCAAGGGCAUCGACGAUGUUCCAUCUGAGUGCGAUCUAGACGAUCUGGCCGGUGGCUUCGACUUUGUGCUGGCCAACGACCAGGAACUCAACCAGGAGGACAUUGACCAACUGCUGGACAAGCUACAGCUACAGUAUCACUAGAGCUUUAACUUAUUACUCGAAAGGCUUUUUGCACUAAUGUAUUUUUGAUAAAACUUGUAUUGCGAAGACUUGGAAACCUCACAAAAUGCGGAGAAUAUGCAAUAUUACUGAAAAGUUAAGUUUGUACUUAAAGGUUCGGCUAGAGAAUACUCUUAGAACUAAAUGAAACCGGUAUUUAAAUGUUAAGUGUAAAUCUUAUAUUUUUUACGGGUAUACAAAUACACACUAAACUUUCAAGCAAACUAAUAAAAUAUUUUAUUAAAAACGUA